This is a messenger RNA of Trifolium pratense (red clover), 1144 nucleotides long. RefSeq names its product suppressor of disruption of TFIIS-like. The record is from RefSeq and is a predicted model, not a curated record. The transcript is spliced from 9 exons. Bases 161 to 1072 code for a protein of 303 amino acids. NCBI's taxonomy places the organism in Eukaryota, Viridiplantae, Streptophyta, Magnoliopsida, Fabales, Fabaceae.
UCCAUCUAUAAAUACUCUUUCUUGCUUCUCAUUUUUCCUCCCCCUUCACCUUGCACCCUUUCAUUGAACUAUAUUGCUCUCUAACUUUUGCUUCUUCAUACCCUCCUCUUCCUUAAUCCUCUCAUCACUUCAUUCUUUUGUUUCUGGUUUUCUGCUUGAAAUGGAGUACGAAAACCGAUUUCGACAAGCUCAGAGACAAAAAUAUGAUUGUCUUCUUUUUGAUUUAGAUGAUACUUUAUAUCCAAUAAGUUGUGGUAUUGCAAAAGCAUGUGGACAAAAUAUUAAAGACUAUAUGGUUGAGAAGCUUGGCAUAGACAAAAACAUAAUUGAUGACUUGUCCAACCAUCUUUACAAAAACUAUGGAACAACUAUGGCUGGUUUAAGGGCAAUUGGAUAUGACUUUGACUAUGAUGAAUAUCACAGUUUUGUUCAUGGAAGAUUACCAUAUGAGAAUUUGAAACCAGACCCAAUUCUAAGGAACCUCUUGCAAAGCCUACCCUAUAGGAAACUAAUCUUCACAAAUGCAGACAAAGUUCAUGCAAUUAAGGCACUAAGCAGGCUUGGAUUAGAAGAUUGUUUUGAAGGAAUAAUAUGCUUUGAGACACUUAAUCCAAUCCACAAGAACACUGUUUCUGAUCAUGAUGAAAAUGACAUGGAAUUUUUUGGUUCAAGCAAAACCAAUCAUACAACAAGUACUACUAGUGCUACUAACUUCCAAAUAUUUGACAUUAUUGGUCAUUUUGCAAAACCCAAUCCAAGUGAAGUUUUGCCAAAGACACCAAUUAUUUGCAAACCUUCAGAAUAUGCCAUUGAGUUGGCUCUCAAAAUAGCCAAUCUUGACCCACAAAGAACAUUAUUCUUUGAGGAUAGUGCUCGAAACAUACAAGCUGGAAAACGUGUGGGACUUGACACAGUGCUGGUUGGUAAAUCACAAAGAAUUAAAGGUGCAGAUUAUGCCUUAGAAAGCAUCCACAACCUUAGGGAGGCAGUGCCAGAAUUAUGGGAAUUUGACAUUAAAUCAGAAGUUGCUUAUCCUAGCAACCUUGCUGUGGAGACAUCUGUGACUGCUUAAUUAGGACUAAUUAAUUAUUUAAUUACAAGGAAGCUCCUUAAUCAAUCAUGGGUGGCAAAAAAAAAUAUGAAA